Messenger RNA from Triticum aestivum (bread wheat), 4156 nucleotides. RefSeq names its product kinesin-like protein KIN-7E, chloroplastic. Gene Ontology annotation, molecular function: ATP binding; microtubule motor activity; microtubule binding. NCBI's taxonomy places the organism in Eukaryota, Viridiplantae, Streptophyta, Magnoliopsida, Poales, Poaceae. Gene Ontology annotation, biological process: microtubule-based movement. The transcript has 25 exons. The coding region runs from base 207 to 3662 and encodes 1151 amino acids. The record is from RefSeq and is a predicted model, not a curated record.
CAAAAAGGCGGCACGACCAAAUCGACAAACGAGGCCACGGCGACCAAGCUGGCAAAGCUCCCCUGAGGAAGACGGCGACGACACACCAAAGCAGAGCCCACGAGCCUCCCCUCCAUCCCCACGAGCUCGCGCUCGUGCUCGCCUGCUCUCCACCAAAACCCUAAGCCCCCACCCUGCCCCCCCGCUCCAACCUGAGCUCCGCGACAAUGUCGUCGUCGUCGAGAUCGACGCGCUCCAGCAUCUCCCCAUUCCGAUCCCGCCGCUCCCCCGCGGUGGCGGCGCCCGCGGCGCCCCCACCGACGAGGACCUCGUCGGGAGGCCGCGCGUCCACCCCGGCCUCCUCCGUGCGUCCCGCCACCCCGUCGUCUUCCUCCGGUGGCCGCCCCACCACUCCCUCCGCCGCCUUCGCGCGCCCCGCCACCCCUACCUCCGCGCGGCCCACCACGCCUUCCUCUACCGCCUCCGCGCGGCCAACCACGCCCUCCUCGGUUUCCUCGCGAGCGACCGGGAGGGCGCCGUCCGGCGCGGCGGUGGACGCGUCCAAUGCCAAAGAGAACAUCAUGGUCACCGUCCGCUUCCGCCCCCUCAGUCCUAGAGAGAUCAACAAGGGGGACGAGGUGGCUUGGUAUGCUGAUGGUGACAACAUGGUGCGUAAUGAGUACAACCCGAGUAUCGCCUAUGCUUUUGAUAAAGUUUUUGGUCCAGCUACUACAACUCGCCGCGUAUAUGAUGUUGCUGCUCAGCAUGUUGUAAGUGGUGCCAUGGAAGGAAUCAAUGGAACUGUUUUUGCAUAUGGUGUCACUAGUAGCGGGAAAACUCAUACAAUGCAUGGAGAGCAAAAAUCGCCUGGAAUUAUCCCAUUGGCAGUGAAGGAUGUGUUCAGCAUUAUUCAAGAUACACCUGGACGAGAGUUUCUUCUGCGAGUGUCAUAUCUCGAAAUUUACAAUGAGGUUAUAAAUGAUUUACUUGAUCCGACAGGACAGAAUCUAAGAAUUCGAGAAGAUGCACAGGGAACCUAUGUGGAAGGGAUUAAAGAAGAGGUCGUUUUAUCACCUGCACACGCACUCUCUCUGAUAGCAUCUGGAGAAGAGCACAGACAUGUUGGAUCCAACAACUUCAAUCUUGUCAGUAGUCGGAGCCAUACUAUCUUCACAUUGACCAUUGAGAGCAGCCCCUCUGGUGAAACUGAAGAGGAAGAAGUCAGAUUGUGCCAAUUGAACUUAAUUGAUCUGGCUGGCUCUGAAAGUUCCAAGACCGAAACAACUGGAUUACGUCGUAAAGAAGGUUCAUACAUAAACAAAAGCCUGCUCACUCUUGGAACUGUUAUUGCUAAACUUACAGAUGGUAAGGCCACCCAUAUUCCCUAUAGAGAUUCAAAGCUCACACGCUUACUUCAGUACUCUCUGAGUGGGCAUGGGCGCAUUUCUCUUAUUUGCACAGUUACCCCUGCUUCCAGCAACACCGAAGAAACACAUAAUACAUUAAAAUUUGCCCACAGGAGCAAGCAUGUCGAGUUGAAAGCUUCUCAAAAUAAGAUAAUUGAUGAGAAGUCCUUGAUAAAGAAGUAUCAAAAGGAGAUAACAUGCUUGAAAGAAGAGCUGCAACAACUGAGACGUGGAAUGAUGGGAAAUGGGUACAUUCUUCCCACGGAUCAGGAGGAUCUUGUUAAUCUAAAACUUCAGCUUGAGGCUGGCCAAGUCAAACUCCAGUCAAGGUUAGAACAGGAAGAGGAAGCAAAAGCAGCAUUGAUGGGUAGAAUUCAGAGAUUAACAAAACUGAUACUGGUAUCAACCAAAAGUUCAAUAUCCUCAAAAGUUUCAGGACAGGCUAGCCUCCGCCGACGGCAUUCAUUUGGGGAAGAUGAGCUUGCUUAUUUACCUGAUCGUAAGCGGGAGUACUCCAUAGAGGAUGAUGAUAUUAGCCUUGAUUCAGAGUUUUCGAUUGAAGCAAAACUUGAUUCUAACAAUUCUGAUGAGCCUGCUAGAUUUGAUAGAAGGAAUCGCAAACGUGGAAUGCUUGGUUGGUUCAAACUAAAGAAGUCAGAGCAAUUAUCUGGGCUAUCACCUAGUGCCGAUAGUGAUAGCACUGCUAGCGGCUCGCCUUCCUUCUCCAGAUCAUCACAACAAAAGCACCUAUUGCUUGACCUGAAAGAUGGUCGAAGGAAAUCUGUGACUAGGAAAGCAGACGAUUCAGCACUCGGUGAUUCUUUUCUGGAGAGGACUCAAGCUGGUGAUUUGUUUAGUGCCGCACCCAUAGUACGGCACCCUCUGCCGAGUGGAACAACUAUUGUGGAUCAAAUAGAUCUUCUCCAAGAGCAGGUCAAGAUGCUGGCUGGGGAAGUCGCAUUUUCUACAAGCUCACUCAAAAGGUUAUUAGAGCAAGCAGCCAACAGCCCUGAUGAUUCACAAAUUCAGGACCAAAUUGAGAGAUUGAAAAAUGAAAUCAGUGAAAAGAAAUCACAUAUACAUGUGUUAGAACAGCGCAUAAUGCAAUCACUGGAAACUACUGAUGACCCAGCUAUUAGGACUGAAAUGACCCAGACCUUUUCAAGGUUGAGCACACAAUUGAGUGAGAUGACAUGUGAACUGGAGAUCAUGUCUGCAGAUAAUAAAAUUCUUCAAGAUCAGCUACAAACAAAGGUAUCAGAAAAUGCAGAACUCCAAGAAACAGUUGCACAAUUGAAGCGACAAAUCAGUAAUUUGUUGAAGGCCUCUAAGAGUGAGAAUAAUGUGGCCGGUAUGCAGUUUAGUGAACCAUCAACGUCAAGAAGUUAUCCUAAGGAUCAGGCAGAUGAAUUCUCAAGUCAUGAGAACAUUCCCUCUAGAACAGCGGAAGAAAAUAAGGAGUCGCCAUUAAAAUCUCAAGUGCUCAUGCAGGCUGCAGAAAUUGAGAAUUUGAAGCAAGACAAGCUGAGGCUGACGGAAGAGAAAGAUGGGCUAGAAAUUCAGAGUCAAAAGCUGGCUGAAGAAUCAUACUAUGCUAAAGAAUUGGCAUCUGCCGCUGCAGUCGAACUAAAAAAUUUGGCAGAAGAAGUCACCAGGCUUUCUUACGAAAAUGCAAAGCUGGCUGCAGACUUUACUGCAGCCAAAGAGCUUACUGCAUCAGUCACAAGGGGCAAUGACACAAAACGCCGUGAUCAAGAUAAUGGAAUUUUGGUUGAGGAGAUGCAGAAAGAGUUGGUUGCUAGUUGCCAGCGAGAGGCUGCCUUAGAAGACACAUUAUCGCAAAAGGCCCGAAGGGAAAAUGAGCUUCUGAAGAUAAUUGAUGAUGCAAAGUGCCAUGAGCAUGAUUUGGAAAAUGAACUGGAAAACAUGUGGGCCCUUGUUUCAAAGAUAAAGAAAGAAAGCUCUCAGGAUGAUUUGUUUGAAUUUAAAUCAAAGCAAAAUGGCUUUCAUUCAUCGAAGACUGAUACUGGUAGAAUCCUAAGCGAUAUGGAAGCUUCAGAUAAUUGGAAAUGGGAUGGCAUCAGUACUUUGGAAGAAGCCAAAGCUGCAUACAAUUUUGAAAGAAGCCGCUGCAAAGAGUUGGAAAACGCAAUGUCUAGAUUGAAGGGUGAAGAUAUCAGAGGCUUGGAGGUUAAAGUCCUUGAGGAGCUACAAAAUUUUCAUGUGGAAGCAUUGUCGAGGAUUUGCCAAGAAAAGAUGGCAAAGCAGGUGCUAUAGCAGGCCUCCUUGUUCAAGCUGAGAGUCUUGCGGCCAUAUCUCAUGUUCGUCGGCUGCUGUUUAUUCACACGGUAUAUUGCUGCUACAGUCGAAGCAUGUGAAUUCUAUUGCAUUAAGACUUACAAGACCAGAUCAGGGCACUUCGAACAGCCAUCCUUCGCCUGUGUUAUCAAGCAAAAGGGGAGGCAAAAUAUAGUUCAGUUGGCCCGAUGUUAACCUGCCGGGUGCUUACUCACCUGUACAGUUUACUCCACUAGAAAGAUCUAACUGUAGAUUGUAUUUACUCGUACUACGUCCUAGCAAGAAGACGCCAAAGGCGUAGCUAAUCCGCGCUUUUGCCUCCAGAGUCAGAGAUGUAAUCCCGACUUCUUGAGUUGAAACUUGAACAGGUGGAACUGUUUGUUUAGCGUGUUUGUAUGUGUUUAGGCGGAUAUAUGUAGUCCUGACGUACUUGUUCCCUGAAGCAAAACUGCAGCCUUGGCACAUUAUUUUCA